GUGUGUGUUGACAGAUUUUCAGUGCUCUUGCUGUGUGUGUAAGCGGCACCCGUUCUGCCUCUGCUGGAGAGCUGCUUGUGUCCCAGAAGCACACCGCUCCGAGGCACGCAGCCCGCCUGAAUCUCUCCACAUUCCUGACCUCAGUGCCUGGAACCCUCUAUUCUCAGCUGUGAUCUCGCUCCAAGAUGACUGUCAUCAUCUCUCAGGAUGCAUAAACAUGUUGUGUGUGACCGUCUUGGUUUAAUGGGUCCAAUCAUCGGGAUGUCUCCGGAUAAGAAAGCCGAGAGCCCUGGGGUGGUGGCGGAGGAGCGUGCGGGGAGGCAGGCCCCGUGGGGCGGUGCGGGCACCCUGCCUGAGGCCCAGUGCGGCGCGUCCAGCCCGCUGGCCACGCGAUUGGACCAAGCAGCGGCCGACGAGGAGCUGACCAACCUCAACUGGCUCCACGAGAACCUUCUGCAGAACUUCACGCUGGGCGGGCCCGGUGGUGAAGCUGCACCUGGAGGGGGCGGCAGCCCGCUCUUCGACAUCGAGGGCGAGCCUGCGCUCGGCCCGUUGGCGUCGGCGUCCUCGUCGUCCUCGGGAGGGGCAGGCCAGAGCGGGGAGCGGGACUCGGUGAAGUCCAAGCCGCCCUUCUCGUUCUCGCUGCUCAUCUACAUGGCUAUCGAGCAGUCACCCAGCAAGUCACUCCCCGUCAAGGACAUCUACGGCUGGAUCCUUGAGCACUUCCCCUAUUUCUCCAGCGCCCCCACUGGCUGGAAGAACUCGGUGCGCCACAACCUGUCCCUCAACAAGUGCUUCCGUAAAGUGGAGAAGAAUCUUGGGAAGGUGAACGGGAAGGGCUCUCUGUGGUGUGUUGACCCAGAGUACCGGCCCAACCUGAUCCAGGCCUUGAAAAAGCAGCACUUCCCUACCGCACACGCCUUCUGUACACCACCCGCCUCCCCGCCCAGUGCCUCCUCGCCCCCGCGCCACCUCCUCCUGCAGGGCUGCUCCCUCAAAGAGUCUGACAUUGAUGCUGCCACUGCCAUGAUGCUCUUAAACUCGGCCCCCGGGCACCAUGCUGACCGAUGUGGUCCUGACAGUCCACUGGACCUGUCUCGUCCCGACUCAGUGCUGGUGAGCAGCGACCCUAAGCAGGACCACAACUACAGCAGCGUUCCCGUGCAGCGCUGCGCCUCUCCCGCCUCAUCCUCCUCUUCCUCCUCCGCUCUCCUCCUGGACGAGGGUGGCCGCCGUGCCCACCGGCAGCCCCGCCGCGCCGGGAGCGAGGGCUUCCACAGCGAUGAAGACUCGGACGCCGAGCCGGACACGUACCCCGAGAGCCCAGAGCAGCGGAGGGGCCCCCACGGGCGGCCUUCGUCUUCGCCUCCGCCGCCCUCGCUGAAGGCGCCGGCCAACAAGCGGGCGCGGCGCGAGGCCAAAGCCGAGCUGGACGAGGAGCUCAAGGAGGCGGCCGGCUCCCUGCUGCACCUGGCCGGCAUCCGCACCUGCCUGGAGGCCACCUCCAAACAUGCCGCCAGGAGCAAAAAACUGGGCAGGAAGUGAGGCGCGUGGAAGGUGUGCGUGUGUGUGUAGCGUGGCGUGGCGCCCGUCUUUUGUGGGAAAAGAAAAAGGAGAGGCUAAGGCCUCCUCUACAAGACGCAGCCUCUUCCCACCCUCCCUCCCUCACUCUCUUUCUCUAGUUCUCUCUCUCACUCUCACUCUGUGCUCCUGUGAACACUCCACAGAUUGCCCUUGACUUUGUGUCCUGGUGUGCAUCCUUCCCUCUCCUCUGAUCCGUGAAUUGUCCCAUUUUUUUUUUUGGACCAUCAUGACUAAAAAUCAAGAAAAACAGAAAAAAGUGACAAAAUGGAAAACGGUCCCUCACUCUCAGCCUCACCUAGCUCGACCAUAAUGACAACAAAGGCAAUAGAACCAUUCCCACAGGAGAACAAAGCCAUACGGGGACUUAUGUGAGGGACCGUAAAAGACAUUGAUGCCUAUCCAACACAGACCAUCUGCCUUGCAGUGGGUUUCGCGUCGUGUCAGAGUUCAAGGAUAGUGUUUUUUUUUUUUUUUUUUUUUUUUUUCUUUUGGUUUCAUUUUGUUUCCUCGAAAAAGAUGGACUACAAGAUGUUGCAUGCUUCCUCUUCAAAUCGGUGUCCUCUUCCACGUGAAUCUAUUUAUACAGAGAAUGAGUGCAUGUCUGUGUUAUAUAAAGCUAACUUCUCCUGGCCACUGUUCAUUCCCCAUUACCCACGCUAAAGAAGCGAAAAGACAAAAAAAAAUGUAAAAAAAAAGAAAACAAACAAAAAGUGAAAAGUGACCACCUCUUUUUUCGUCUGAAGUGUACUGCCUCACCUUCCCUACAUCCCCCCUACAAUAUGAGAUGCAAUAAUUAUAAUCACAAAAAACCUUUUAACCCUCGAUACUGGUCUGGGUUGAGAAUGUCACUGUCCUGGACUGUUGAUGUCAGAAAAAAAAAAUGUCUUUUUGUGGCGGUUUUGUUUCUGUUUUGUUUUGUCUGGUUCUUGCUUUGGAUCUCCAGCUCCCUUUCGGUGGCUACGGGUCCGUCUCAUGGCUGCCAACAAUCACAGUGUAUCCAUGGAGAGGGGCCUCUGCUCUCAACUACUCAAUGGACUUGAUGGGUGAAAUAAAAAAAAUAAAAAAAAAAGUGGCAAAGACACUCAAUGAACAGCCACUGCCUGGAGAGCUCGCUUGGGGGAGCAGGGGAAACGGAGAGGAGAGGGCCGAUUCUCCCCGCUCCAGCUGAGAAGAUCCUUACCCCCCUCACCCCUCCCUCUUGCCCCCUCUGGAUGGGAAUCCACUGUCUGUGCUCUUUCUCUCUCUCUCUCUCUCUCUCUUUCUCUCUUUCUCUCUCUUCUUGUUACUGUUGUCACAGUUUCUUCUCAGUUAUUUUGUUUCUAUGUGCAAACUGAGACUGAUAUUCGUGGCAAACCUCUUAAUUUGGUUUUCUGUGUUAAACCUAUGCAAAAAGAAAAGGCAACCGUGGUAGCUCUUGUUCAAAAAGUAUGACCAAUUAACCUUCUGUGUGUGUGUGUGUGUGUGUGUGUGUACAGUACAGUCCCAGAGCUAGAGCUGUGGUGCUGUGUCAGAGACGGAGAGGGCCGACACACACAGGUGCACAGCUCCUCUCUGGGAGGGGAGCUGGGAGGAGGAGCAAGAGCAUCUGCUUUCCCGUUUCCAAAUGGGACCUCAUCUCUGGGACCCCAGGGAUGUGCACCACACAGUGUUUAGAGCUCAGUUGUGGGACGUGUGUGUGUGUGUGUGUGAGAGAGAGAGAUCCAUGGCCGGCAGCCUGGACUCAUGUCUCCCUCUUUUUAAUAUUCGACGCGUUUAUUUUUGGUUUCACUGUGCUUUCUCCGCUCAUCACACUGGGUCAGGAUGGAGCUUGUUUAAUAAUAAUAAUGAUGAGGUGAUGGAUCACUGCCAAUGGAUCACAUUUGAUUAGAUGAAAGUUAGAGAGGAAUGUGUGUAGUGAGAGAAGAAGAACGGAACAGUUCUGUAAGCAGAGCAAAAAAGGUGGAUCUAGUGAUAGGUACAGUAAGAGUAGAUUGCACGUGCCACAGUGAAGUGGGGUGGAGAGUGAGAGGGAACUUUAGACUCUCAAGGAUCAGGGCUUCAGAAGGGUGUUGUCACUCAUUAGCCAAGUAAUUAGCCCAUCUGAGUGUCUAUCAGCAACACAAGUCCCACUGAGAAGCAUUAUAGUGUCAAAUAAAUCCCAGUAGUCAUGGUUUAUUUUGUGCCAUAAAGACCCUUUUUAAAAUUCAUUAUUGUUGCCAAAACAUUUUGAUUUGCUGCCAUGUACAUUUUCUCUGCAAAGGCUUUCUGAUUUGUGGAUCAAACUGAAGACAACUGUGCACUUGGUGAUGAGCUUUAGAGUGAUGGAGUGUGAUCUGCUCAGUUCAUGGUCUCUACAUUGAGAUUCUGACUUCUGAAUUAUUGUCAGAUCCUGUUCUGUCGCAUAGGUUUGUCUUGGCAAUGAUUUGCAAGUGAAGCCUAGUUAUGCUGGUCAGGACAAAUUGUAUUUUCUCUCAGCAUCACAAUGGCCAUACUGCCACAGAUCAAUGGUUUUGCUUGUCAUUACAUGAUGUUUUGUCAGAUGCACUGUUUGGGUGGGUCUUCCUAACCGAAACCAUUACUGCCAGGCCUCCUGUGUGUCAAUAAGCAGGUGUGCUAGAUUAUUAAAGAAGCUAUUGUUUUCAAACCUUUUUUUCUUCUAAUUAUUCAGUUAUUUGCCAACAUUUUACAAAUUAAUUCAUGUGACCUGAUCAUCCUGAAUCGACUAAUUCCAGAAUGACGUCUGGGUUUUUGCUCAUUAAGCUCAUUAUAGCUUAAUUUCUGACCAUUGUUUGUCAUUUGAUGUUAUUUAAGUCAAAGCUAGUUUAACUGCCAACUAUUCAUUUGUUUGUGCUGCCACAUUGCAAACAUAUGUUUGCAAGUCUGUCAACUUCCACAGAAGUCUGUUAGCCAGAGUUGAUUAGGACGAAUAAUAAAUAAUGUUCAUUCAUAGUACAUGGGUCUGUGUGGAGAUGGCCUCACAUUGGUCUUGCCAGUCUUUAUGAUUGCUUGAUGGAGUGAUUGAGAUUAGGGUGUGUAUUUUGUGAGUUGAGACAGUGCUGUUCUUGUAGAUGAUGUAAGCACCCCCAUUUGCAAGGACCCUUUGCCACUCACUCAUUAAUUGCUUUAAUUAAAUUAAAACAAUGCUUUGAGUUUUAUCAAAUGCCCAUUCACCAUUAUGAGUAUCAUUACCUUAUCUCCCUCUUGUUUUUGUCAUGUUGAACUAACUUGAGCUGCCAAUCCAGUAUCAGUUUGCGUCUGUUGUCCAAUGUCUGUCAGACAGACAUACCCUUGAGUUUUGUAUGCUAACCUCUGUUAAUAAAAUGUUUAUAAAGUUUAUUUUCGCCAAAGAUAUGCAAUUGCAUUAUAUAUGGUAUUACUGAAUAAAAAUGUUCUUGUUUUAA
Messenger RNA from Alosa alosa (allis shad), 4964 nucleotides. It is a transcript of the gene foxn2a, whose product is annotated as forkhead box N2a. The record is from RefSeq and is a predicted model, not a curated record. Gene Ontology annotation, cellular component: nucleus. Gene Ontology annotation, molecular function: DNA-binding transcription factor activity; cis-regulatory region sequence-specific DNA binding. Gene Ontology annotation, biological process: regulation of DNA-templated transcription. Lineage: Eukaryota; Metazoa; Chordata; Actinopteri; Clupeiformes; Clupeidae.